Myripristis murdjan (pinecone soldierfish) is the source of this 1870-nucleotide messenger RNA. It is a transcript of the gene samm50, whose product is annotated as SAMM50 sorting and assembly machinery component. The transcript is spliced from 15 exons. Lineage: Eukaryota; Metazoa; Chordata; Actinopteri; Holocentriformes; Holocentridae. Bases 157 to 1575 code for a protein of 472 amino acids. The record is from RefSeq and is a predicted model, not a curated record. Gene Ontology annotation, cellular component: outer membrane. Gene Ontology annotation, biological process: mitochondrial respiratory chain complex assembly; protein insertion into mitochondrial outer membrane.
AUCAGCGGCCAGGAGAGAGGGCGUGGCCAGGGAGUGUCAUGGCGUCCUCCUCUUUCUUGGCUUUCGCUUCUUUCCGUUCAGUGGUGAAUUAGUGUUUUCCUUUUCAGCCGACACAUUUUGGCGAGUUUAGCGGGACAAGGCGCUGCAGAGCUCAGCAUGGGUACCGUCCAUGCCAGGAGCCUCGACCCUCUGCCCAUGCACGGGCCUGAGCUGGGAGUUCACGCAGAUGACAUUGACACCCCAGAGAUAGAGCAGGAUUCGAAGCAGGAGGUUCUUGAAAACAAGGAUGUUGUAGUUCAGCGAGUACACAUAGAUGGGCUUGGGAGAACCAAAGAGGACCUGCUGACUUAUGAAAUUGCUGAUGUUUUCCAGGCAAAGAAUUUAAUUGAUGUGAUGAAGAAGUCCCAUGAAGCCAGACAGAAGCUUUUACGUCUUGGUAUCUUCAGAAAAGUGGAAGUUGUUAUUGAUACCUCCCAAGGUGUGGACGCUCUUCCCAACGGCCUCGAUGUGACCUUUGAGGUAACCGAGCUGAGACGUAUGACGGGCAGCUACAACACGAUGGUUGGGAACAACGAAGGAAGCAUGGUGCUGGGCCUGAAGUUGCCCAACUUACUUGGCCGGGCAGAGAAGCUUACCUUCCAGUUCUCCUAUGGUACCAAAGAGACAUCCUACGGCCUGUCCUUCUUCAAACCCCAACCAGGACACUUUGAACGCAAUGUCUCGGUCAACUUGUACAAAGUGACAGGCCAGUUUCCAUGGAGUUCACUGAGGGAGACAGAUCGAGGCAUUUCCACAGAACUGACUUUCCCCUUGUGGAAGACCAAUCAAACCCUGAAGUGGGAGGGUGUGUGGAGAGAGCUGGGCUGCCUCGCUCGCACAGCCUCCUUCGCUGUUCGGGAGGAGAGUGGCCAUUCCCUCAAGUCCUCGCUUUCGCAUGCCAUGGUCAUUGACACCAGAAACUCCUCCAUCCUUCCACGGAAAGGGGGCCUAUUGAAGAUCCACCAGGAGCUGGCUGGUUACACUGGCGGAGAUGCCAGUUUCCUGAAGGAGGACUUUGAGCUCCAGCUGAACAGAACUCUUUUCUGGGACUCGGUCCUUUCUGCCUCGUUGUGGGGGGGUUUGCUCCUGCCCAUCGGAGACAAGCCAACAUGCAUAGCAGACAGGUUCUACCUUGGUGGCCCUACUAGCAUCAGAGGAUUCAGCAUGUAUAGCAUGGGCCCACAGAGUGAAGGUAUGACAGGGGACUACCUGGGAGGAGAGGCCUACUGGGCUGGUGGCCUCCAUGUCUACACCCCUCUACCCUUCAGACCGGGCAGGGGGGGCUUUGGCGACCUCUUCAGAACACAUUUCUUCCUCAACGCCGGCAACCUGUGUAACCUCAACUAUGGUGAGGGUCCACAAGCACACUUGAAGAAACUGGCAGAGUGUAUCCGCUGGUCGUAUGGAGUGGGCAUUGUGCUGCGUUUGGGAAACAUUGCCAGACUGGAGCUUAACUAUUGCAUUCCCAUGGGAGUCCAGAGUGGAGACAGGAUAUGUGAUGGGGUCCAGUUUGGAGCAGGAAUCCGAUUCCUGUGAUAUCACUUUUUAUUUGAUCCAGAGCUUCCUCAUGUUUCACACUUGAGUUUCACACAAGGGAUAUUUUAUUGGAAGAGGGAGUCACUUGUACAUAAUUGAUGUUGCUGCAAAUUGGUACAGCUCAUGAAACUAUUGUAUAUGGAAAAGAUUCCUGUCAAUGUAUGUAUGUGUACAAACAAAGCAAGGCUUAAGUGCAAGAGUUAGAGAAGGGAAGACAACCACCAGUGCCCUUAUGAGUCAAAUGUAAAUGUGGUCUGGACUAUAAUGUACACAAAUAAAUCAUGUACCCCUCUGA